CCCAACACUACUAUAUAUAAUGCCUCUAAUUAAUCAUGUCCAUGCACAAUUCAAACACAAAAUAUUUAAAAGUUGUAAACCAAUCAAACAAGAUGAUCAAAACUUCAAGUUGUAUAUUUUCUUUCUUGCUUUUGAUAUGUUUUUUGGUGGUGUUGGCUUUGGGUGGAACUUUCGACCAGGAAUUUGAUGUUACAUGGGGUUAUGGGAGAGUGAAAAUACUCGAAAACGGUCAACUUCUCACUCUUUCCCUUGAUAGAAGUUCAGGCUCUGGAUUUAAGUCUAAAAGACAAUAUAUGUUUGGAAAGAUUGACAUGAAGAUCAAACUUGUCCCUGGCAAUUCUGCUGGCACUGCUACUACAUACUAUCUAUCUUCUGUGGGGUCGGCUCAUGACGAGAUUGACUUUGAAUUUCUUGGGAACGUAAGUGGAGAGCCUUAUAUUCUUCAUACAAAUGUGUAUGCACAAGGCAAGGGAGAUAAAGAGCAACAAUUUUAUCUUUGGUUUGAUCCUACAAAGGAUUUCCACACCUACUCUAUUCUUUGGAAUCCUCGAAGUAUCAUAUUUUCAGUAGAUGGGACACCAAUAAGGCAAUACAAGAAUCUUGAAGCAACAAAUGGAAUACCUUAUCCAAAGAACCAACCAAUGUGGUUAUACUCAAGUAUAUGGAAUGCUGAGGAAUGGGCAACAAGGGGAGGCCUUGUGAGGACUGAUUGGAGUAACGCCCCUUUUAUUGCUUCUUAUAGAAAUUUCAAUGCACAAACUUGUGUUAUGUCUUCUUGCUCCAAGAAUCCCACAGCCAAUUCUUGGUUAACUCAAUCAUUGGAUAGUGCUGGCCUAGCAAGGAUGAAAUGGGUGCAAAAGAACUAUAUGAUAUACAACUAUUGCACUGAUACUAAACGUUUCCCUCAAGGAUUUCCUCAUGAAUGCUCUCUAAAUUAAUGCAACAAAAUAGAAAAUUAAACAGUAAUUGUGUUCAAAUUCCCUUUUUUUUCUUGCUAAAUUGGAGUGAAACGCUAAGAAUUGUCUUUGUGUGAUAAGGAGAUUAUUAUAGAUUGGUUGAGACAGUUUCUUACAGAAAAAUGAGCACAUAGCAUAAGCUUAGUGUACUAAAUUGUCUCUUUAAAAAAGUUGUUGUCUUUGUUUUUAUUUUUACUAUAAAGAAAUGUAUAGUAGCCCACCUGAGAGUGAUAUUAUUUGAUUGUACUUGUGUAAUAAGUUGGAAAUAUUGAUUUUGACUUGUUCUCGUUA
Solanum dulcamara is the source of this 1247-nucleotide messenger RNA. RefSeq names its product xyloglucan endotransglucosylase/hydrolase protein 24-like. NCBI's taxonomy places the organism in Eukaryota, Viridiplantae, Streptophyta, Magnoliopsida, Solanales, Solanaceae. Gene Ontology annotation, biological process: xyloglucan metabolic process; cell wall biogenesis. The transcript has 3 exons. Bases 36 to 938 code for a protein of 300 amino acids. Gene Ontology annotation, cellular component: apoplast; cell wall. The record is from RefSeq and is a predicted model, not a curated record. Gene Ontology annotation, molecular function: xyloglucan:xyloglucosyl transferase activity; hydrolase activity, hydrolyzing O-glycosyl compounds.